AUGGUAUUACCUGGGCUCGUUGACGUAGCAGCUAUGCCAGCAUCUUCAGACAGCUCAGGAGUUGCAGCAGUCUGGUGUUCUGAUGGCUCUGUGGCAUCUUGCUCGUCGGCAAGCUCCGUUGCUGCAGAAAUAUCUUCCAUUUCUACAACCUCAACAGAGUCGUCAGGAUCACGACAAGUCCUCAUUUAUCAUGGUUCCCUCCGUCUCCCUAUAACUAUCAAGAGUACUGCUCGACAUCUCUUGCUCCAACUGCGUGAGGACUUCCUCUUCGAAUUCAGCAACUUGUCAGACGAAGAAUCGGAAGAGAACGAUACAGCUUCCGCAACGGCUAUCUUACUACAACGCUUCAUUCAAUUCGUGUUAAAAUGCAAAUUUCCAGAAACGGAUGGCGUUUCUACAGAGCACGGUUCACUCCUUGUUCUCGAAGCUCUUCUUCAAACUUUCGAAGAUCAAGUUGGUCGGAAUGAUAACGUGCACACAACUGUCAAUUCGUUGCCGGUCUCUCCAGAAAUCAAAAGGCAGAUUGUUUCUACUGUUGUUCGCGCUUCAAAUCUUGUCGGACGAAGCCUCAACCACCAGAAGGAGACUGGCUCACCCAACACUGCCCUUUUUCAGGCAGUGCACGACCAUAAAGCGCUUGUAUAUGCCAUCUUUGGUGGACAGGGUACGGAUAACUACUUCGAUUCAUUGAGUGAGCUUCAUACGACUUAUGAGCCAUUAAUAACGCCACUACUACUGCGAGCGAGCAGUCAUUUACGCCAGCUUAUUGCAGUCGAGGAAGCCUACCAAUGCCACUUCCCCAAGACUCUCGAUAUCUUGCUCUGGUUGAGAAGCCCGGAGACACGCCCAGAUGCCGUUUACCUAGCGGUAGCGCCAGUAAGCUUUCCUCUGAUCGGCCUGCUUCAACUUGCCGCCUUCGAGGUAGUAGCGCGCCUUUUAGGCCUUUCCCCUUCCGGGAUGUCUUCUAUGCUUUCCGGAGCGACGGGACAUUCGCAAGGAAUUGUCACAGCUGCAGUCAUUGCAGCAUCGACGGACUGGUUUUCCUUCCACACAAUGGCCAUGAAGGCCCUUGGUCUACUUCUCUCCAUCGGAUGCCGUAGCCAAAGUGCCGUUGUUGCACCUGCUGCUCGUCACGCAUUAAUAAGCGAUGCUUUACAUCACAGCGAAGGAGCGCCAAGUGCUAUGCUAUCUGUUCGACAUCUUCCGCUGCAAAUUGUACAAAAGCUCGUGCAGGAAAUUAACGCCCAUCUCCCACCGAACGCAGCCAUAGAGAUAGCCUUACACAACGAACGCACCAACUUCGUGCUUGCCGGUCCACCAGCAUCUCUCCACGGGCUCAAUGUUCAACUUCGCAUCAUAAAGGCUAUGUCAAGUCAGGGGCAGGCUCGUAUUCCAUUCGACAAGAGGAAACCGGCCGUCGCCAAUCGCUUCCUCCCUAUAUCAGCGCCAUUCCAUAGUUCGCAGCUAGCUAGUGCUGUAGCUUUAGUACUUCGAGAUGUGCAGGCGCAGAAUGGAUUGCAUAUCCUGGGAUCUAAUUUGCAUAUGCCAGUGUAUUCAACAACUGCUGAAGGGAUGAAUCUCCGCUUAUGUGGAACCGAAGACAUUGUACCGAAAAUGAUUCGCAUGAUUAUAGAGCAGCCUCUCCAUUGGAGCGCCGCAACCAAGCUUCCCGGUGCCACACAUAUAAUCGAUUUUGGGCCUGGGCGAGCGGCUGCUGGAGCUGGCGGCCUUGUUCAUGCAAUGAAGGAAGGAAGUGGCGUACGAGUAUUGAACGCUCUCGGAAUCGACGGUAAUGGGAGCUUUGGAGGCUUAGGAGAACUUCUUGCUCGCCCACAAAACCAUAAUCUUGUAUAUGGCCCAGAUUGGAGCCGUGAUCAUGGGCCCAGCCUAGUGAGAACAGCGGCCAAAAGAUGUCUUGUCAACACCAAGAUGAGUCGUCUGCUUGGACUGCCACCUAUUAUGGUGGCGGGCAUGACCCCAACGACGUGCAGCCCUGCGUUUGUUGCUGCUAUCAUUAACGCCGGCUUCCACGUCGAAUUCGCGACAGGCGGAUAUCAUGAGGCUGCUACGCUUGAGGCUGCCUUGCGCGAGGUUGCAGAGAACAUUCCUUCUGGUCGUGGUAUCUCCUGCAAUCUCAUCUACGCCAAUCCAACCGCUUUACAAUGGCAACUGACAUUGCUUCGGACAUUGAGUGCGGAUGGGGCAGUGCCCAUAGAUGGACUGACGUUCGGUGCUGGGGUGCCUUCGGUUGACGUUGCAAGCGAGUAUAUAAUGAGCUUUCGAGCACUCAAGCAUAUGAGUUUCAAGCCAGGUAGCCAAAAUGCCAUUCGUCAAGUUGUCGCAAUCGCGAAAGCGAAUCCCACAUUCCCUAUCAUCCUGCAGUGGACCGGGGGCAGGGCAGGUGGACACCAUUCUUUUGAAGAUUUCCACGACCCUAUCCUACACUCUUACGCCGAGCUCCGACGCCAGCGAAACAUCAUUCUGGUUGCUGGCAGUGGCUUCGGAGAUGUAGACGGCUCCUUUCCAUACUUGACAGGCGAGUGGACAACGCAAUAUAACCUGCCUGCGAUGCCGUUUGAUGGCAUCCUACUCGGGAGUCGCGUCAUGACAGCCAAGGAGGCAAAGACUAGCCAUGGAGCCAAAGAAGCCAUUGUACAAGCUGCCGGCGUUGAAGAUGCUCAAUGGACGGGAACUUAUAAACAGCCGACAGGAGGUGUGCUUACAGUCAUCUCUGAAAUGGGCGAGCCCAUUCAUGUGCUGGCAACGAGAGGAAUGCGUCUAUGGGCUGAACUGGAUACCACCAUCUUUAGCAUGACCGAUAAGACGGACCGGAUGAGGCGAUUGCGCGAGAAGAAGGCAUACAUUAUCGAAAGGUUGAACUCAGAUUACCAGAAGGUGUGGUUCGGGCAAAGUCGAAGUGGUGAUGCUGUUGUCGACCUCGAAGAUAUGACUUAUGCGGAGGUAACCGAGCGCUUAAUCCAACUCCUAUUCAUUCCCGAUGAACAACGCUGGGUGCACCCUUCCCACAAACAAUUAGUCUUUGAUUUCAUUCGCCAUGCAGAGUCGCGUUUCAUUAGCAGCCAUAGUACGUCUAGUGUCAGUGUUUUAGAGUCGGUCGGCGACCUCGACGUGGCCCCAAUCUCUUGCGCCAGACAGUUGUUUGCCCUUUAUCCCCGAAUGGCCGAGGACCUCAUCGGCUAUCAGGAUGUGCAGCACUUCCUCUCCCUCUGCCGACGACGCGGACAAAAGCCAGUCCCAUUUGUGCCGGCUCUUGACGAUCACUUUGAGACAUGGUUUAAGAAAGAUUCCUUGUGGCAAUCUGAGGAUCUAGCCGCUGUUCCCGGCCGGGAUGUUGGCAGGAUCUGCAUCUUGCAAGGCCCUGUCGCCACCAAGCACACUAAGGUCGUUGACGAACCUAUCAAGGACAUCCUUGAUGGCUUACACAAUGGCUUCGUUCACCGGCUGACCGAGGCACAAUAUGCCGGUAAAGAAUUGGACGUGCCGUUUGUAGAGUGCUUUAUGAAUACUAGCCCAACCUCCAACGAGGCCUCCUUUUCUGUUUUGGAAACUAGGUUGCGUGCACUUGGUGGCAUUGAGAACAACUGGAGGCAGGCUUUUUUCACUAGUGAGACAAUCGUGCAAGACAGAAAGGUUGUGGAGAAUCCUGUCCGGAGGCUAUUUCAACAGGAACAAUCGACCCUCAUCCGAGUGGAAAAUACAGCGGAGCCAUGGAAAACCACAGUCUCCCUGAGCGAGAUCAACUCCGAUGGUGAGCCGAUCAAAGUGGUCGAGGUGCGAUUACAAUCACGUCACGCAAACAUUAUCGAGCUUUCCUUUUUCGAACAUAGAACAGUGACCAAGCAGCGAGCAGAGCUCUUGUUAAAGUACAGAUAUUCUCCCGAAUUAAGCUACGCUCCAAUCCAUGAGCUCAUGGAAGGUCGCGAAGAACGUAUUCGCUCCUUCUACCGGCAGGUUUGGUUUGGCGACGAUAUGGAUGACUCUGCAAAAGAUAACGACUCAUCGAUUCGCAGUGAUUUCCACAGUGGCCCUAUUCAUGUUACUGCUCAGGAUAUCAAACAACUCGCCACCACGCUGCAAAAUUUGGAUUCCAUCUGCCCAGAGCCACUUAGGAACUGUCUAAUUGCUCCGAUGGAUUUUGCGAUCGUUGCAGCAUGGAAACCGCUUUUGCAACCUCUCUUUACACCUGAGAUCCAAGGCGAUUUGCUAAAUCUUGUUCAUCUUUUGAAUAACUAUCGUAUGGCACCAGAUGCAGUACCAAUUUCUGAAGGAGACAUCGUUGAAACCACAGCGCGAGUCACAGCCGUAAUAAAUCAAGACUCAGGCAAAAUGAUCGAAGUGCGUGGCCGGAUAUUCCGGAGUGGUAUGGCAGUCAUGGAUAUCGAGAGCCGGUUCUUCUUCCGCGGCAUAUAUACAGAUUAUGAGAACACGUUCCAGAUCACGGAUGAAGAGCCGAUGCAGGUUCGACUUGAAUCGGCAAGUGAUCUAGCUGUCCUAAGAGCAAAACCAUGGUUCUACAUGAGUGAAUCCUCGCUCCAACUGUUAAAGCCUCAGAGUACCCUUGUUUUCCAUCUACAAACCGAGAGCCGGCCCGGUAGAGACAAAGGCUUGUUCAAAUAUAUCAAGACCACUGGGCGGGUUGAAGCUAAGCUAGCAUCGAAAAGGUUACAUCGCCUGGGCUCGGUAGAGUACACUUCUACAGAAUCCCAUAAUAAUCCAGUACUCAGCUAUCUUCAACGAAAAGGCAAAGCUAGAUAUACUCGAGUCAUGUUUGAAACUCCACGUCCUCUUUUCGAGAACAGCAAAGAUAUGGUGAUUGAGCUGCCGACUUCCAAUGAGUCAUAUGCAAUUGCUUCUAGGGAUUACAAUCCAAUUCAUGUAUCGCGGCCCCUCGCCAAUUACGCAUCUUUACCAGGUACGAUAACGCACGGCAUGUAUGCCAGCGGACGUGUGCGGGCAGUCAUUGAGAAGCAUUUGCAUUCUUCCAGCGAAAAUUUCUUCAAAGCCUUCCAAUGCACUUUCGUCGGUAUGAUGCUGCCGGGAGAUAAGCUCCAGCUCUCAUUUUACCAUAUUGGCAUGGUAUCUGGCACUCGAAUCAUCAGGUUCGAGGCGACCAAGCUGGAAUCUGGGGAGACUGUCUUACUAGGUGAAGCAGAGGUCGAUCCACCAAAGACAGCCUAUCUCUUUACCGGUCAGGGUAGUCAGAAAGUCGGCAUGGGCAUGGAGCUUUACGGGGUAAGUGAAGUAGCGAGAGAGGUCUGGGAUUGCGCUGAUAGGCACUUCUUGGACACUUAUGGACUCCGAAUUACCAAUAUUGUCAAAAACAACCCUAAACAACUCACCGUUCAUUUUGGUGGGCGCCGGGGUCGCACAAUUCGGCAAAACUAUAUGGACCUUGUGUUCAUCAGUACCACAUCAGGUGGUACUAUACUACGACAACGAUGCUUUCCUGAUAUCAAUGAGGAGACCCUCUCCUACACUUUCUCAUCGCCCACCGGCCUCCUAUCUGCCACCCAAUUUACUCAGCCGGCUCUAACGCUGAUGGAGAUUGCUACCUACAAGGACUUAGCAAGCCGUGGCUUAGUGUCACAUAACAGCGCUUACGCGGGGCACUCCCUCGGUGAAUACUCUUCACUAUGCGCAGUUGCAGAACUCCUUCCAAUAGAGGCCCUUAUGUCCAUUGUCUUCUAUCGUGGCCUGACAAUGCAGUUUGCUGUUGAUCGUGAUCAAGAUGGAAGAUCCGAGUUUGGAAUGUGUGCUGUCAAUCCAACCCGGUUAUCGAAACCUUUCGAUGGGCCCUGUCUGAAACUCCUCUCAACUGCCAUUGCUUCCGCAACAUCAACCCUGCUGGAAGUCGUCAAUUUCAACAUAGCCGGGCAGCAGUAUGUGUGUGCUGGUCAUCUGCUCGCCCUGGAGUGUCUAGGCGACGUCUUAGACCAUAUACACAAGGCAAGGCUCUCCUUGGAAGAACUAGUAUCAGACAAUGGGAGGUCCGAUACUGCCGAAUCCCCUCUGCACAGCCUGAUUCAUGCUAUAGCCAACAAGGCUCCAUCAACACAGAGAAUCAAAGCCACAGGAUUGAAUCGGGGGAUUGCCACCAUUCCGUUAGUCGGCCUCGACGUGCCGUUCCACUCCUCCUACCUGAAAUCCGGGGUAUCUUCCUUCAGACGACACCUCUAUGAGAAAAUACCGCAAAGUGCCCUAGAUCUAGAUCGCAUUCUGGGGAAGUACAUUCCUAACUUGACUGCUGCGCCAUUCGAGAUAUCCCGUGCAUACUUUGAAACGGUGUUGCAGCUCACGGGAUCGAAGGUUAUCGGUGACAUAAUUCCAAGGUGGAAUGAGUUCGAAUCCUGGAACCCGGGGCAAGAGAUGCCAGUAAUGCCUACCUGUAUCUACUAA
Molecule: messenger RNA, 6417 nt
Organism: Venustampulla echinocandica
Lineage: Eukaryota; Fungi; Ascomycota; Leotiomycetes; Helotiales; Pleuroascaceae
Exons: 5
Coding region: 1-6417 (2138 amino acids)
Biological process (GO): long-chain fatty acid biosynthetic process
Cellular component (GO): fatty acid synthase complex
Molecular function (GO): fatty acid synthase activity; enoyl-[acyl-carrier-protein] reductase (NADH) activity; [acyl-carrier-protein] S-malonyltransferase activity
Source: RefSeq, a predicted model, not a curated record